UCACGGCACACUAAUGUAAAAAAAUUAAUGUUUGUGUAUUUUUAUCACUGAUUUUCUUAUUUUAGGACCUGGGAUCGAAACCUGCUCCAAAAAGGCAUUUAAAACACUGAGCCCUGUAUUACCUACCCAUCAUGGAAGACUUCUGAGGCGUCAUGUCCACCCCUGUUUCCCCUUCCCCGCUGACACUGGCCUCUCCGACAUCAGUUGCCUCCCCGCUGCCCUCGCCCCUCUCCCCUCCGCCCAGGGUGCCCGUGUUCCAGAGGAAGGGCGCCCUCAAACACAAGAGGAUCGUCGAAGUGAAAGAUCACCAGUUCACGGCGCGCUUCUUCAAGCAGCCCACCUUCUGUAGCCACUGCACCGACUUCAUCUGGGGCAUCGGCAAACAAGGAUUCCAAUGUCAAGUUUGCAGUUUUGUGGUGCACAAAAGAUGCCACGAGUUUGUGACCUUCACCUGCCCUGGAUCGGUGACUGCCCCCAGACCAGACGACCUGAGAAGUUGCCACACGUUUAAGAUCCACACCUACGCCAGCCCCACCUUCUGCGACCACUGUGGCUCGUUGCUCUACGGCCUCAUACAUCAGGGCAUGAAAUGUGCCUGUUGUGACAUGAACGUCCAUCGGCGAUGUGAAACAAGCGUUCCCAGUCUUUGUGGCCAAGACCACACGGAGAAGCGGGGCCGUAUCCACUUGACGAUUCGAGGCGAGAAGGAAGACGUGUUCGUCACAGUACGGGAGGCUCGUAACCUGAUGCCCAUGGAUCCAAAUGGCCUGUCAGACCCGUACAUUAAACUUAAAUUGAUUCCCGACCCAAAGAGCCACAGCAAACAGAAGACCAAGACCAUCCGCUCCACACUCAAUCCUGUCUGGAAUGAAAGUUUUACUUUUUCAGUGCGUGGCCACCAGUGGGACAGGCGACUGUCUGUGGAGGUGUGGGACUGGGACCGUACGUCCCGCAACGAUUUCAUGGGCGCGCUGUCGUUUGGAGUCAGUGAGAUCUUCCGGCGUCCCAUCAGCGGCUGGUUCAAGCUGCUAGCGCAAGACGAGGGAGAGUAUUACAACAUCCCUGUGCCUGAUGCGGACCUGCAGGAGCAUCAGCCAGACGGCACCACGCCCACGCUGCCUCAAGUUGGACCCGCCACCCUGCCCGAACCCCUCCCUGUGGCCCUGCCCCUGACCCCCGUGCCCUCCUGUCUGCCCCCCGACUCCCACGCGCAGGGCAAGGGCAGAGUGGGCAUCCACGACUUCAACUUCCUCAUGGUGCUCGGAAAAGGCAGUUUUGGCAAAGUGCUGCUGGCAGAGGAGCGAGGCAGCGAGCGUCUGUUCGCCGUUAAGGUCCUGAAAAAGGACGUCCUCUUCCAGGACGAGGACACGGAGAGCGCCCUGGUGGAGAGGAGGGUCCUGGCGCUGCAGAUGCGUCCCCACUUUCUCACGUCGCUCUACUGCGCCUUCCAGACUGAGGACCGCCUGUACUAUGUGAUGGAAUACGUCAAUGGAGGAGACCUGAUGUUUCACAUUCAGAUCAUCGGGAAGUUCAAAGAGCCUCACGCAGCGUUUUACGCAGCAGAGAUAGCGGUGGGCCUCUUCUUCCUCCACAGCAAAGGGAUCAUCUACAGGGAUCUAAAGCUGGACAAUGUGCUGCUGGACAGCGAGGGCCACAUUAAGAUCGCCGACUUUGGGAUGUGCAGGGAGGGAAUGUUUGAAGGCGACAGCACGCACACGUUCUGUGGAACCCCAGACUACAUCGCUCCCGAGAUUGUGGCCUAUCAGCCCUACAAUAAAGCGGUGGACUGGUGGUCUUUUGGAGUGUUGCUCUAUGAAAUGUUGGCAGGACAGCCGCCUUUUGACGGCAUCGAUGAGGAGGAGCUUUUCCAGUCCAUCAUGGAACAGUGUGUUUCCUACCCCAAGAGUCUCUCCCGUGAAGCUAUCGCCAUCUGCAAGGGACUCCUGACAAAGCACCCCGGCAAGCGCCUCGGUGGAGGAGAGGACGCCGAGCGUGAGAUCAGGGAGCAUCCGUUCUUCCGCUGGAUGGACUGGGACCGUCUGGAGAGGCUGGAGAUCCCGCCGCCCUUCAUCCCCAGAUCUGGCGGGAAAAAAGGGGAAAACUUCGACAAGUUCUUCACGGCGGCCCCGUCGGCGCUCACUCCCUCGGACCCGGAUGUGCUGGCAGCCGUCAACCAGGAGGACUUCCAGGGCUUCUCCUUUCUCAACCCAGAGUUUGCUCCGUCACCCCUAACUGCAGUCUAAAAAUAACCUAACCUACCACGCAAAUAGUCUAGUUUUAUACUGCGACCUCUCACAACUCCGUUCAAUACCAGGACUCCCAUGAAUUUAAUCCUGCUAGACAGAUAUGUUGCAAUAAUGCAAAGAAUGCCAUUGUUGUAGAGCGCCAUGUAAGAGUUGUUUUUGGAAAUAAUAACAGAAUCACUUUUAUCAUUUUGCAUGCAGAU
Phycodurus eques (leafy seadragon) is the source of this 2446-nucleotide messenger RNA. RefSeq names its product protein kinase C, gamma (gene prkcg). The record is from RefSeq and is a predicted model, not a curated record. NCBI's taxonomy places the organism in Eukaryota, Metazoa, Chordata, Actinopteri, Syngnathiformes, Syngnathidae. The transcript has 17 exons. Bases 153 to 2243 code for a protein of 696 amino acids. Gene Ontology annotation, biological process: protein phosphorylation. Gene Ontology annotation, molecular function: ATP binding; diacylglycerol-dependent serine/threonine kinase activity; zinc ion binding.